This is a messenger RNA of Dendroctonus ponderosae (mountain pine beetle), 4785 nucleotides long. RefSeq names its product serine/threonine-protein kinase Warts (gene wts). The transcript is spliced from 17 exons. Lineage: Eukaryota; Metazoa; Arthropoda; Insecta; Coleoptera; Curculionidae. The record is from RefSeq and is a predicted model, not a curated record. Gene Ontology annotation, molecular function: protein serine/threonine kinase activity; protein binding; ATP binding. Gene Ontology annotation, biological process: regulation of organ growth; G1/S transition of mitotic cell cycle; hippo signaling. The coding region runs from base 376 to 3651 and encodes 1091 amino acids.
UUUGUGGCGGUUGGUAUAAUGUGGAAUUUGACACUGUGUAAAAUGGCUGAUAUCUAAAUAUUGAGAAGUUUUCUUUGUUUUCAGUUUAAUUUUCCUUUAGUUAGUGUUUAUAAAGUGACAUGUGUUGUUUUAUUAGAUAGAACAUAUUAAAGUGAAUCGGUUCGUAGUGAUAAUAGUGCCUUAAUGAGUUGAUUCCCUGUGAUACAGUGGGACAUUUUUAAAGGUUUGACACAAAAAUCUGUCAAUCUCCAACUAUAGCAGAUUCUAAUUUAUUUUCGCAUUUCCAGAGAUUUAUCCAGGAAGCGUCUGCAGCAUCUUAAUAUACUGGAAUGAUCCACUUAAAGGAUAAUGUAAGGAUUUAUUCGUAAGCUGAGUAUGGGCCAAGGGCCUUGGCUCAUAGACAUGAAUCCUAACACUCCAGCCCGUUCUUCGGGCUAUCACCAAAAGGCCAUGGAAGAGAUCCAAAACUCUCUAAGGCCUUUUGCGAAAAGUGGCAGUGAGACUGUAGGGUCAAGCGCAGCUAGUACCAUCUCCAGUUUCUCUCAGACUAGUGGAGUGAGCUCAUUGAGCUCCGCCUCUGGUUCCAAUGGGGAUAGUGGAAAGGACCAUCUUCAAUUACGCCCCGGAGUAACCCAUUUACUGAGCUUGGGAUACUCGGAGGAUUCAUCUAUGCGCGCCCUUCAAGGAACUAACGGCCGCGUUGAUUUGGCGUUGGACUACCUGGCUAAGCAGUUGCCAGAAUCGAGCAAAAGCCCCGGUUACACCAAGUUGAUUCGCAAGCCUAGCAUUGAACGGGAGUUGGUGCAUCCGAGAGGAAGCCCCGCGUUGGAUUCGGGCGCCGGAAGUUCUCGAAGUGAUAGUCCUCGAAUGGCCGAUAUACAUGGAUCGAGGUAUUCGCCGAGUUUCGCGGAACCACCCCCACCGCCUCCACCAAGAACAACACCUCCACCUCCUCCGCCUCAUGCUCCUCCGGCAUAUCAGCAAUCAGUGCCGAAUAAUGUGCAGCAGAUGUUCAAGCGCAUGUCGCCCGCACCUCCGGUGGUGCCCAGUCGCGCUCAGCCUGCCAAUCCAGGAAGCGGCGCUUAUGGCUCUUCAUCCCAGAGGGGCACCAGUCCUGUUGGAGGCGGGGGCUCCAGUCGGCAACCAAUGGUAGUGCAGAAUGGCCCUCAGGUACAGCAGCAACUUUCGCAGCAAAUGCAGGCGUUGAGUCUGUAUCCGACAGGCGGGGUGAAUUCAGCCGAACCGCCUCCACCCUAUCCACUGACAGGUGGAGCGGUUGGGGGUGGCGCCCCACCUCCUCCGAGCUAUUCGGCCUCUAUCCAGAACCGACAGAGUCCAACGCAGGACUUUCGAAAAAGCCCUUCUUCUGGAAUUUAUUCCGGAUCGACGUCUGCAGGUUCUCCAAGUCCAGUGCCAGUCUCGACCUCAACCACACCAACCCCAAUGGCCAGGCCUACGCCUUUGCAAGCUUGGGGUGCGCGACAAACCGUAUCACAACCGCCGGUAAUCAUGCAGUCGGUUAAAAGUACCCAGGUGCAGAAGCCAGUUCUACAAACGGCCACAGCACCACCUAUACCAGCUACAUCUAAUGGUCCAAACACACCACCAGCCGCUGCGGUUCCUCCACCCUCUUACACCGCCUCUAUUCAGCAGAAGGUCUACACCAAUGGAGGCGGAGUUUCGGGUAAACCCGCCGCGCCCCUUCCAGGUGCACACGGCAGCAGCCUCGGGCCUCCCCUCAAUGUGCCCACUACUGAACCUCCCAGCUACGCCAGUACUAUGCAGGCGAAAGCAAAGGCUCAACGAGUCCAUCCGCCUUUGCCGCCUCCUCCAUACACAGAUGAUCCGCACAGUGGGUACAGUUCAGGCCAUCCCCAUCCCCCAUUGCAACGAAAGUAUUCGCCUGCUGUGGGCGGUCCAAACGAGUGCUGCAGAGCGGACAGUCCGCUCUCUGCCAGCUCGGGGGACGGCAGGAAUUUGUAUCCGGACAAUGGGGCUCCUCCAUUACCUCCUACUGCUUCCUCUUCAGUUAAAAGCAAUGCAAACAGUAACAACCACACCACGUUAAAUGGGAAUUCUUCAACGGAAAGUAAUGGUAGUAAAAACUCGGCGGAAACACCACCGCAACUGCCGCCUUACGCCAAGAUUAAACAUCAGUUGGGUGUUUCCUGUUUUCAGUCGCCUAUUCCCGAAAGGAAAAAAAUCAGCAAGGAAAAAGAAGAGGAAAGAAGGGAUGGUAAAGUGAAAAACUAUUCACCACAGGCCUUUAAGUUCUUCAUGGAACAGCAUAUCGAAAAUGUAAUUAAAUCUUACAGACAGAGAAUGUUCCGGAGAAUGCAAUUGGAAAAGGAAAUGGUGAAAAUCGGUCUCAGUACUGAUGCCCAGCAGCAGAUGCGCAAAAUGCUCUCGCAGAAAGAAUCGAACUACAUUCGACUGAAACGGGCCAAAAUGGACAAAAGCAUGUUCGUAACCAUCAAGCCUAUUGGAGUGGGCGCUUUUGGUGAGGUGACCCUUGUUCGGAAAAUCGACACAAAUCAUUUAUAUGCCAUGAAAACCUUGAGGAAGGCCGAUGUGUUGAAACGCAACCAGGUCGCUCAUGUGAAAGCGGAACGGGAUAUUCUGGCAGAAGCAGACAACGAAUGGGUAGUGAAACUGUACUAUUCAUUUCAAGAUAGUGAUAUCCUGUAUUUUGUCAUGGACUAUAUACCGGGCGGUGAUCUAAUGUCCCUACUGAUUAAGCUAGGGAUUUUCGAAGAAAACUUAGCAAGGUUUUACAUAGCAGAAUUGACAUGUGCUGUGGACAGUGUGCAUAAAAUGGGAUUCAUACACCGAGACAUCAAGCCAGACAAUAUUCUAAUCGACAAAGAUGGCCAUAUAAAGCUAACAGACUUCGGUCUUUGUACAGGUUUUAGAUGGACGCAUAAUUCGAAAUAUUAUCAACCGAACGGUGACCACAGUAGACAGGACUCGAUGGAUCCAAUCGACGAUUGGGCCGAGGAAUGCAAGUGCAAGGCAUUGAAGCCAUUGGAGAGACGGAGGCGAAGAGAGCAUCGCUGCUUGGCUCAUUCUCUAGUCGGCACACCCAACUAUAUAGCUCCCGAAGUUCUGCAAAGAACUGGCUACACACAUGUGUGCGAUUGGUGGAGUGUCGGUGUGAUUUUGUAUGAAAUGUUGGUAGGCCAGCCUCCGUUUUUAGCCAACACCCCCGCAGAAACUCAAUACAAGGUUAUCAAUUGGGAAACGACGCUGCAAAUACCCAAACAGGCCAACCUAUCGAAAGAAGCGACAGAUCUUAUACUGAAGUUGUGCUGUAGUUCGGACAAACGAUUGGGAAAGAACGCGAUUGAGAUCAAAAAUCAUCCCUUCUUUGAGGAUAUUGACUUUGAUAAGGGUCUGAGAAGACAAGCUGCGCCCCAUAAACCCCACAUAGAAUAUCCAACUGACACCUCAAAUUUCGACCCUAUUGAUCCAGAUCGAUUACGCAACAGCACUUCCAUAGAUUCAUCAAAUUCGGACGAUCUCACCGACAAUUCGAAACUGUUUCACGGUUUCUUUGAAUUCACUUUUAGGCGUUUUUUCGAUGAUGGGGGGGCUGCUUUCAACAAAAUCAACCUGGACGACAACGAGAACCAACCACCGGUUUACGUGUGAUUCAAACGGUAGGGUUGAAUCAAUAAUAAUGUCGCUUUCAGGGCGGUUGAAACCCUCCCAAAUUCACAUGCGUUGUUCGACUGGCUGUGCUGAAAUUUUGAUGAGCGCGCUCGAUUUUCCAGCGAAGAAUCUCGCCAUUUGUUUAUUGCGAUGUUCGCUUCUGCCUUUUUUUAGCUAGUAUAACCAAAAACCAUAUCACUCUUGAUGUGCCUUUAAAUCGUAGACGCGCUCAGAAACGAAUAUCGCCAGUUCAGAAAUCACAUGGUUGUAGAUUAUUGCCAACUCUUUUUCAGAUGUUUUGUUCGGAAUUUUCGAUGUAAAGGACACAUCUAUAAUAUAUAUUUCUUACGUUGAAACUUAGCUGCUUGAUGGAUGGUUAACAUCGAAAUGAAUUCCCUACAAUAUUACGCGAGGUUUAUUGUUAUCGGAGGUUUUUCAUCUGAAGCUCGGUUAAUAGUUGAGGAUUUUUGAUGCAUGAGCAAUUUCAAAACACUGGACGAGCAUGGGAAUAUGAGCGUUUGAACGGAAAAUCAUGUUUCAAGUAAAGGAACGUUUUUAGGUUCUGAUUAACUUGCUGGUAACUAAGCAGUUAGUAUAAAUCUAUUAUACAACAUGGUGCUACAUUGUUAUUGUCGAUAAAUGUGAUAAUUUCCAGUCCUUAUACUAGUACAACGUUUAUUUAAUAUUGAGUGCACACGCUUUUUUGGGAAACUCAUCAACAAAGGAACAAGCUCUAUUAUAUCAAAACUCGCAUUGUAUCCUGCCAAAAAAUAUACAAAAAAUCACUGUGGUAUACAUUGGUUUUUUAGAUAUAUUUUUAUUCAUUUUCUUCUAAUAACACUUCUAUGAAGCCCAAGUUCUAAAAUCAACAACACGGUAAAAAGUUUGUUCUUAAUUAACCAGAUAUUUAAGAGCAAGGACCCUUUUUUUGAAAUAAUUUCAAAUACAUAUUGUGAAAUAUAAACAGUCUCUUCUAUGAGAAGAAGGUAAAGUGAAUAGAACAAAAUUUCAAGAGAACUAAUUGUGAUUUGUACCAGUAUAAAAGGCUGUUUUGAACAAAAUUAAAAUCUAUUAACUGUAAAAAUAUAUGUACAAUUUUAAUCAGAAGUAUGUAAAUAUAAACAUAUGUGUGUG